GAAGACAACACCAGAAAUGAAUAUCACGGGCAUACGACCAAUAACUAAUACACGAGCCACUUCCAUGCUACGACCGAUGACACCGAUUGGAUGUUGCUAUCGUCGACAUUGUAUUAGUAUGGUGACUGUGGUUCUUUUUGUGCCAUUUUCGGUGUGUGUUUUAAGCGUCACUGCGGCCAUUGUGAUCGACGGCAAGAAAAACGGAUCUUCGGGGGACAUGCCAGAGGAAAACUUGACCGGAUUACUGUAUUCUUCAAACGAUGCCGCCGUCGACACUCAAUACACCUCUUGUAAGGUCAUCACAGACCACAUAGUGGCCACGGCCGAGGGGAAAUUUUCCAGGUUUUGCCACGGCAUCUGCAACGUCAACGAAACUAACGCCAGGCUGGACAAAAUUGAAUCUUUGUUAACAGUCGAAGCUGUCAACAUCAAACAACGUUUAUUACACAUAGAAAGCGUUUUAUCCGGAGCCAAUCCACAACACUCUAUGCCCGGCAAGUCGACGACAACAGACACGGGGACAGCGGGACAACAACGCAGGAGACAGCCCGAAGUCGACGAGUACAACGGGACGGUGUUGGCGUACGGACAACAGCAUCGGCAGACGUUCACGUACUAUUGGCGGCUGGACCGGUUCUGGCGAACGGUGUUCGUCGACGGCACGGCGCGCAGUCCACAGUUUUACGUUUCGCCGCGCGGCUAUCGCGUGCGACUGGUCGUCGAGUCUGAUCUGACGGCACGCGCGCUCCGGCUGGCCGCCGCGGUGGUGCCAGGCGAUUACGACGCCGGCUUGCGGUGGCCGAUGGCCCGCCGAUUCCUGUUGGCCGUUCUCGACCAGACCGACUCCGGGCCCGCGGACAUCGUGUCCCGUGUUUGGGACGAAACCGACGUCCGGUGCCAGCCGCACGCCGACGCAGACGCCGUAUGCGCGUCCAUGGAGUUCCGGCACGACGUGCUUACCGGUCGCCGGUACAUCGCCGACGAUGCACUAUUGGUCAAGCUUACCGUUUUCUAGUAUUAAUGUAUUCGCUGAUAGUAUAGAUAUACCGUUGGUUAGGUCAAUUAUCUAACCAGGCCAUUAGAAG
Molecule: messenger RNA, 1085 nt
Organism: Adelges cooleyi (spruce gall adelgid)
Lineage: Eukaryota; Metazoa; Arthropoda; Insecta; Hemiptera; Adelgidae
Exons: 5
Coding region: 17-1015 (332 amino acids)
Molecular function (GO): protein binding
Source: RefSeq, a predicted model, not a curated record